This is a messenger RNA of Beauveria bassiana ARSEF 2860, 975 nucleotides long. Its product is annotated as Mitochondrial carrier protein. Bases 1 to 975 code for a protein of 324 amino acids. The transcript is spliced from 3 exons. The record is from RefSeq and is a predicted model, not a curated record. Lineage: Eukaryota; Fungi; Ascomycota; Sordariomycetes; Hypocreales; Cordycipitaceae. Gene Ontology annotation, molecular function: thiamine transmembrane transporter activity. Gene Ontology annotation, cellular component: mitochondrial inner membrane. Gene Ontology annotation, biological process: thiamine pyrophosphate transmembrane transport.
AUGCCGCCUGAACGAUUAAAAGAUGAGGGAACACGAUUCCAGGUCAUAUCCGCCGGCGCGAUAGCAGGUCUCGUCUCCAGAUUCAUCAUUGCGCCGCUCGACGUUAUAAAAAUACGAUUACAGCUACAGCCACGACAAUUUACGCCGCGACUCGCCGCCAGCCCGCCUGCGACCCUCACCUCCGCGCAAAACACAUACCAAGGUACCUUUGCCACCCUACGUCACAUCCUGCGCCAUGAAGGCGUCACGGCGUUUUGGAAGGGCAACGUGCCCGCCGAGCUCAUGUACGUCUGCUACGCCGCCUCGCAGUUCACCGCAUACCGUUCCGUCACGCUCCUCCUGCAGAGCAAGCUGCCCAUCAAGCUGCCCGACGCCGCCGAGAGCUUCAUUUCCGGCGCGACGGCCGGCGCUACCGCCACCGCCAUGACCUAUCCGCUCGAUCUGCUGCGCACGAGAUUCGCCGCUCAAGGCACCACAAAAGUCUACCGCGGACUCCUUGGUGCCAUCGGAUCGAUAUAUAAAGAUGAGGGUGCGCGUGGCUUUUUUCGCGGCAUCGCGCCAACCCUGGCACAAAUUGUGCCCUACAUGGGCAUCUUCUUCGUGACGUACGAGGGCCUCAAGGUGCGCAUAGCCGACAUGCAGAUGCCCUGGGGCACGGGCGACGCAACGGCCGGCAUUGCAGGUAGUAUUAUUGCCAAGACGGCCGUGUUCCCUCUCGACUUGGUGCGCAAGCGCAUACAGGUGCAAGGGCCCACGAGGACGCGAUACGUAUACAGCGACAUUCCAGAAUAUAAAACGACACUGGGCGCACUUCGCACAAUUGUCGCGCGCGAAGGAUUUCGUGGGUUGUACAAGGGACUGCCCAUCAGCCUCAUCAAGGCGGCUCCCGGCAGCGCCGUUACUGUUUGGACAUAUGAGCGAGCGUUGCAUUUCAUGAUACAGUCCGAAGAACGACAACAAAACGCAUAUCUGUGA